AUGGAUGCCAUGUUUGUUGAUUAUGAGACUCAUCUGGUAACGGACGAGGCACGAAGUACCAUAUCUAAGAGCGACUGGAGCUACAUCAACGAGUACAUCAGAUGGUUCUUCAGGGUGUCACAUCCAUAUAUGGUGUUGGCUGCUCUAGGAGAUCCAUUGAGGCCAGCUCAUCAGGAGUUACUAGAGGAGGAGAAGGCACAAUUAGAUCAUGUUGAGGAUGUCUUGCCUAGAUAUCAUUGUAUAGUGGAGAUUGCACAUGCAUGCAUUGAUAGAGGUAUCUUUCUUGAUGGGUCUGAUGUGAGACAGAUCCUCGAUGUCAUCAUGACGGAGGCACGAGAGACAUUGAUGUACCAGAGACAGUGCCAGAGGAUGGGGGAAUUACAGUUUUUAAUAUAUAUGGAUUUCUUGGUAAGCGAUGGUCGCGUGGAUAGACAUGGCGAUAUUGCUGAUAAACGAACGACCGGAGGAUGGAAGGCUGCUCCUUUUAUCAUAAUGAACGAGGCAGUUGAGAGGGUGGCGUACAUUGCUAUAGCAAUGAACAUGACACGUUACUUGGUUAGUGAAAUGCAUCUAACAAUACCAGAUUCUGCUACUCAUGUCACAAAUUGGAUUGGAUCUUCUUAUGUACUCACUCUUCUCGGAGCCUUUCUAGCCGACGCUUAUUUCGGUCGCUUCAAAACGAUUCUUGUUUUUUCUUUCAUCUAUGCGGUGGGUAUGUUUAUGCUGACAACAUCAGCCUCGUUCGACACAUUCCGCCCGCGAAAACACAAAGAAGCAAGCCAAUUCCAAAUGACAUUCUUAUUAGGUGCACUUGGCCUUGUUGCUUUAGGUACAGGAGGAAUCAAGCCUUGUGUAUCAUCUUUUGGAGCGGAUCAAUUCGACGAAGGAGAUGAAAAAGAAGUUCAAAAGAAAUAUUCAUUCUUCAAUUGGUUUUUCUUUGCCAUCAACAUCGGUGCACUUCUCGGAACUACGCUGCUGGUUUAUAUACAAGAAAAAUUAGGGUGGAGUUGGGGUUUUGGAAUACCAACCAUUACUACAUUUUUGUCUAUCUUUGUUCUAGCUAUUGGUAUUAACCAUUAUCGUUUUCAAAAGCCAAUGGGAAGCCCUUUUACUAGGUUUCUUCAAGUUAUUGUAGCUUCCGUAAAGAAUCAUCGACGAGGAGUUGUCGUCAAAAAAGAAACUCAACUCUAUGAAGUCGAGACAACACAAUCUGAUAUUAUUGGUGCUCGUAAGCUUCAGAGGACUCUACAAUACAGGUUUUUGGAUAAAGCAGCGGUUGUAACACCAAAAACCAAGAUUAACGAUAGAUGGAGUGUAUGCACAGUGACACAAGUGGAAGAAUUCAAAUCAAUCCUAAAAAUUCUUCCAGUUUGGGCAACUACCAUUGCACUAUCAAUUUGUUUAGGUCAAAUGUCAACUUUUUUUAUAAGUCAAUCCAACAUCAUGAACCGAAAACUGGGUAACUUCGAAAUUCCAACGAGUUCGGUCACCACAUUUGCUGCGAUCAACGGCCUCAUACUUGUCCCGAUCUACGAGCAACUCUUUAUCCCGGUUCUUCGAAAACUAACCGGCCACCAGUGUGGCAUCACGUCGUUACAACGAAUGGGUGUUGGGCUUUUCAUCGGAACCAUUGCUAUGGGUUCGGCUGCAUUCGUUGAAAAGAAAAGACGUGAAGAGUACCCGCACCUACAUAGCAUGAGUGUGUUUUGGUUGUUACCUCAGUUUUUCCUAAUUGGUUCUGCUGAAGUUUUUACCUAUGUGGGACAGUUAGAGUUUUUCUAUGAUGAAGUAACUGAUGGGACAAAGAGUAUUAGUAGUGCGAUGUUUUUGUGCGAGUCGGGAAUCGGAAACUGGUUGAGUACUGCUCUGGUUAAGAUUGUUAUACUUACAACUGGAGGACAAGAGCAAGGAUGGCUAAGGAAUGAUCUUAAUAAAAGCAAGUUGGAUUGGUUCUAUUGGAUAGUGGCAGUUAUCAAUGCUAUCAAUUUCUUAGUCUAUUUGAUGGUUGCAACAAUUUACAAAGGAAAAGAAUCAGUGAUUGCAAGAUUUGACAACAUUGAUGAAUCAAACGAAGAUCAUCACAUACAACCAUGA
Molecule: messenger RNA, 2094 nt
Organism: Lathyrus oleraceus (garden pea)
Lineage: Eukaryota; Viridiplantae; Streptophyta; Magnoliopsida; Fabales; Fabaceae
Product: protein NRT1/ PTR FAMILY 8.1
Exons: 5
Coding region: 1-2094 (697 amino acids)
Biological process (GO): transmembrane transport; oligopeptide transport
Cellular component (GO): membrane
Molecular function (GO): transmembrane transporter activity
Source: RefSeq, a predicted model, not a curated record